AUGACGCCUGGCGGGCGGAGGCCCGCCCGGUACCCCGGGACGCCUGGCGGGCGGAGGCCCGCCGGUCCCCGGGGACGCCCUUGGCGGGCGGAGGCCCGCCCGUCCCCGGGACGCCUGGCGGGCGGAGGCCCGCCCGACACCUGGCGGGCCUCUGCCCGCCCGUCCCCGGGACACCUGGGGAGCCUCUGCCCGCCCUGUCCCCGGGACGCCUGGCAGCCGUGCCCGCACCAUCCCCGGGGCCCUGGCGCCCUCCUGCCCGCCCGUCCCCGGACGCCUGGCGGCCUCUGCCCGCCCGUCCCCGGGACGCCUGGCGGCCGCUGCCCGCCCGUCCCCGGGACGCAUGGCGGGCCGCAGCCCGCCCGUCCCCGUAGCCUGGCGGGGCCGCAGCCCGCCCGUCCCCGGGACGCCUGGCAGGCGGAGGCCCGCCGGUCCCCGGGACGCCUGGCGGUGGAGGCCCGCCCGUCCCCGGGACGCCUGGAGGCGGGCGGAGGACCCGCCCGUCCCGGGACGCCUCCCGGUCGGGCGGAGGCCCGCCGGCCCGGUCCCCAGGGACGCCUGGCGGGCGGGCGGAGCCCGCCGGUCCCGGGACGCCUGGCGGGCGAAAGGCCCGCCGGUUCCCGGACACCCCUGGCUGGCGGAGGUGGCCCGCCGGUCCUGGGAUGCUUGGCGGGCCUUGCCCGCCCGUCCCGGGACGCCUGGCGGGCCUCGCCCGCCGUCCCUUAA
Messenger RNA from Macrobrachium nipponense, 723 nucleotides. Its product is annotated as basic proline-rich protein-like. The transcript is spliced from 2 exons. The record is from RefSeq and is a predicted model, not a curated record. Bases 1 to 723 code for a protein of 240 amino acids. Lineage: Eukaryota; Metazoa; Arthropoda; Malacostraca; Decapoda; Palaemonidae.